Choloepus didactylus (southern two-toed sloth) is the source of this 7299-nucleotide messenger RNA. RefSeq names its product SR-related CTD associated factor 11 (gene SCAF11). Gene Ontology annotation, biological process: spliceosomal complex assembly. The record is from RefSeq and is a predicted model, not a curated record. The transcript is spliced from 15 exons. NCBI's taxonomy places the organism in Eukaryota, Metazoa, Chordata, Mammalia, Pilosa, Megalonychidae. Gene Ontology annotation, molecular function: RNA binding. Bases 272 to 4636 code for a protein of 1454 amino acids.
GGGGAGGGAGGAGGCCAGACAAGGCGGGGGGAAGGAGAGCCCCGGUGGCGCAAGACGCGCGGAGCCGCGCAGUCCGGGUCCGGUCUUUGCUCCGCCGCUGCUUCCCGACCUGGCCAGCAGAGCCGGCGCCCCGGAACACCUCAAAACGGACGAAGGAGUCCAUGUUGGGGAACUUGGCGGUGGAGUGACGGGGACCCAGGGAGCUGCGGUGGGGCCGCCGCCAGAGCAAACGCCUCGACCUCGGCCUUAGGAAACCUUUUUCCAAGGAAAAAUGGAGAAGAAAACUGUACAUACCCUAAAUGCAGGAGAUCAGGAAUAUGAAGAUAUGGAAGGUGAAGAAAACAGAGAUAAUACUGCUCUUACUGUUCUAUUGUACAAUGAAGCUGACAGAUGUCCAAUAUGUCUUAAUUAUCUAUUAGAGAAGGAAGUUGCUUUCCCAGAAAACUGUAAUCAUGUCUUCUGUAUGACCUGUAUUCUUAAAUGGGCAGAGACUCUCGCUUCAUGCCCUAUUGAUCGAAAACCUUUUCAGGCUGUGUUUAAAUUCAGUGCGUUGGAAGGUUGUGUUAAGGUUCAAGUAAAAAGACAGUUGAGAGACACAAAAGACAAGGAAAAUGAAAGCUCUUUUAAGAAACAGCUCUCCUGUCAUGAAAACUCUGAAAGCUAUAUAAGAAGUAAAGCCAUUAUGAGAGAAGAUACAAGUGCAAAAUUUUAUGACUUGAAGAUGAUAUAUAGAAACUCUUCAUAUUGUGAAAUAAGAGAAAAGAAAAAUGCAACAAUAAAGAUAAACAAGCCUCGAGGAUCAAACUAUAUAAAUCAGUGCUUCAGAAAUUUUUUCUCUGAUACAUCUUCCAAUAGUCACACUGGAGAAUCUUCUUUUACCUAUAGAGCCUACUGUACAGAAUUUGUAGAAGUCAAUGAAAUCAGUGCAGUGAUUAGACAGAAGAGACAGGAACUGGAAUUGUCAUGGUUUCCUGGAAUUGGAAGAAUUGGUUUUACACCCUGGAGUAUUGAAACCGAAGUUCUUCCUUUCAUCUCUUCUGUGUUGCCAAGAACAAUUUUUCCAACAAGUACCUUAUCUUUAGAAAAUUUUGGUACUUCUUGCAAGGAAUAUGCAUUAGCACAUACCCAAGAAGGAGAAGAAAAGAAGCAGACUUCUGGCACAUCAAGCACUAGAGGAUCAAGACGGAAACCUGCAGCAACAACUCCUACAAGGAGAUCUACCCGUAACACAAGAGCUGAAACAGUCAGUCAGUCUCAGAGGUCCCCAGUAUCGAUUAAUUCUGGGUGUGAUGCACCAGAUAACAAUAAUCCAUCUGUAAGUGUUUCCUCUUCAGCUGAGUCAGAAAAGCAAACAAGACAGCCUCCAAAACGGAAAUCUAUAAGAAGAGGAAGAAAACCGCCUUUGCUGAAAAAGAAACUUCGGAGCUCUGUACCUCCCCCUGAAAAAACAUCUUCCAGUGAUUCAGUAGAUGAAGAAACAGCAGAAUCUGACACACCACCUGUAUUAGAGAAAGAGCACCAUUCAGAUAUAGAAAGUAACACUGGUACUGUAAUGAGAAAUGCAGAAAAUGAGUCUGCUAAUGGCUUGAUAAGUUGCAGUGAACAAACAGAAGAAAGUGAGGAAUACACCAAAACCCAUGAUACAGGAGAAACAGUGGAAACUUCAUAUUCUGAGUCUUGUACCCAAGAUCUUCCUGUGCCUGUUGACAUGAAGGAAGAAACUCAAAGAGCUGAGAAUACGGGUAGAGAGGCUAAUGUUAUAUGUUUAGAAAGUGAGGUUUCUAAAAAUAUUUCUGAAAAGACGAGCAGUUCAUUAGAAAAUCAAGACCAGAUACCUGGACCUUCAGAAUCAGAUGUAAAGGCAGAUGUAUGUACAGAUCAUCCUCCAAGUGAUUUUUUUAAAGUUUUAGUAUCUGAAAUUGAAAUACACCAACCUGUAUCUAGUCCUCUAGGUGAGUUACCUGGGAAUGCAGAGUCAGUGGUUAAUGAAGAAAAAGUUGUAGAGACUCCCAUAGUAGAAAUUGUUGAUCAUAAAGAUGAUAUAGUAAAAAUAGAACAGCCUGUAGGGAGCCCCAAGUUAGAAUCUUCUGAGGGUGGAAUUAUGCAAACAGUGGACAAAAAAUCUAUUGAGAGCUCAGAGGUUCAGUUGCUUGGGCAUGUUGAAAUUGAAGAUGCCAAAAUAAUUGCAACGUGUGACAGUUCAGGGACUGAAAAUUUCAGUAGUACUCAAGACUCUGAAAAUAACUUACUAAAAAAUGAUCUUCACAAUACCAAAUUGGGCAAGUCUUUAGAAAAAAAAACUGAAUCUCUGGUUGAACAUCUCAGAUCUACAGAGUUGCUUAACAUACACAUUGAACAGAUUCAGAAGCAUUUUAGUGAGGACAACAAUGAGAUGAUACCUAUGGAGUGUGAUUCACUUUGCAGUGACCAGAAUGAGUCUGAAAUUGAACCGUCUGUAAAUGCUGAUUCAAAACAAUGGAAUGAAAAUUCCAUUACGCACAGUUCUGAAAAUAACAUGCCACCACCUGACUCUGUAAGUGAAAAGGUUGAAACUGUAUCUCAACCAUCUGAAGACCCAGUAGAUAAAAUAGAUAAGGCCAAAAAGCCUCGUACUCGAAGAUCUAGAUUUCAUUCCCCAUCUACAACUUGGUCUCCCAAUAAAGAUACUGCACGAGAAAAGAAGCGAUCCCAGUCUCCAUCUCCCAAAAGGGAAACUGGAAAAGAAGGCAGGAAGUCUCGAUCACCAUCUCCUAAGAAAGAAUCUGCAAGAGGACGAAGGAAAUCUCGUUCUCGGUCCCCAAAAAAGGAUGUUGCACGGGAAAAGAGGCAAUCUCAGUCUCAGUCUCCAAAAAGAGAUAGUACUAGGGAAGGGAAAAGAUCGGAAUCACUCUCCCCCAAAAGAGACACUUCUAGAGAGAGCAGAAGAUCUCAGUCAAGAAUGAAAGAUUCCUCCUCAAGAGAAAAAUCCAGGUCCUGGAGCAGAGAAAGAGAAAGUGAUAGAAAUGGGCAGAGGAGAGAUCGAGAUAGAGAAAGGAGAACCAGAAGGUGGUCUAGGUCCAGAUCUCAUUCCAGGUCACCAUCAAGAUCUAGAACCAAAAGUAAGAGUUCAUCGUUUGGUAGAAAUGACAGAGGCAGUUACUCUCCCCGGUGGAAGGAAAGAUGGACAAAUGAUGGUUGGAGAUGUCCACGAGGAAAUGAUCGGUACAGAAAAAAUGACCCAGAGAAACAGAAUGAAAAUACACGAAAAGAAAAAAAUGACAUCAAUCUAGAUAGUGAUGAUCCUAAUUCUGACAAACAUAGAAAUGACUGUCCCAAUUGGGUAACAGAAAAAAUAAAUUCUGGACUUGAUCCAAGGACCAGAAAUCCAGAGAAGUUAAAAGAUUCCCACUGGGAAGAAAACAAAAAUGAAGAUUCAGGGAAUUCUUGGAAUAAAAAUGUAGGAUCGGGUUGGAUGUCUAACCGUGGUAGAGGUAACCGUGGCAGAGGCACUUACAGAGGUGGUUUUGCCUAUGGAGAUCAGAAUGAAAAUCGGUGGCAAAACCGAAAACCCCUCUCAGGGAAUUCAAAUAGUUCAGGGAAUGAGUCUUUCAAGUUUGUGGAACAGCAACCUUAUAGGCGAAAAAGUGAGCAGGAGUUCUCAUUCGAUACACCAGCAGAUAGAUCGGGGUGGACUUCUGCAUCUAGUUGGGCGGUGAGAAAGACUCUACCAGCAGAUGUACAGAACUACUAUUCACGACGAGGGAGGAAUUCUUCAGGCCCACAGUCUGGAUGGAUGAGACAAGAAGAGGAAACAGCUGAGCAGGAUCCUAACCUAAAAGACCAGGCAAACCAGCAAAGUGACGGUUCUCAGCUACCUGUAAACAUGAUGCAACCACAAAUGAAUGUAAUGCCACAACAGAUGAAUGCACAACACCAGCCCAUGAAUAUGUUCCCAUAUCCAGUGGGUGUUCAUGCUCCCUUGGUGAACAUUCAGCGCAGUCCGUUUAACAUUCAUCCUCAGCUACCCUUGCAUCUCCAUACAGGAGUGCCUCUCAUGCAAGUAACUGCUCCUGCCAGUGUAUCUCAGGGACUACCACCACCACCACCUCCUCCCCCACCAUCCCAGCAAGUCAACUACAUUGCUUCACAGCCAGAUGGAAAGCAAUUGCAGGGUAUUCCUAGUGCUUCUCAUGUAAGUAAUAACAUGAGUACACCAGUCUUGCCUGCUCCGACAGCAGCCCCAGGAAAUACGGGAACAGUUCAGGGACCAAGUUCUGGUAAUACUUCGUCAUCAAGUCACAGCAAAGCCUCUAAUGCUGCUGUAAAAUUGGCGGAAAGCAAAGUAAGUGUUACAGUGGAAGCCAGCGCAGAUAGCUCGAAGACAGACAAGAAAUUGCAAAUACAAGAAAAAGCAGCACAGGAGGUAAAACUGGCCAUUAAGCCAUUUUACCAAAAUAAAGAUAUCACUAAGGAAGAAUAUAAGGAGAUUGUACGGAAAGCAGUAGAUAAAGUUUGUCACAGUAAGAGUGGAGAAGUAAACUCUACUAAAGUGGCAAAUCUUGUUAAAGCCUAUGUAGACAAGUACAAAUAUUCACGGAAGGGGAGCCAAAAGAAAAACCUAGAAGAACCUGUGUCUACUGAAAAAAACAUAGGCUGAAAUGGGGAGCACUGUAAAGGACGCUAUCAAGAUAUCUGCAAAGUGCAAUUUCAACGUGUACCAUUAACUGAAAAUCAUACAACUGUGACUGAAAUUUGGUUUUGAUAAAAUUAUUUUUUUUAAUGUAGGAUAUGUUUUGUUCUAAAUAAAUAUAGUUCUGUACCACAACUUCUACAUCCUUUCCCCGCCUCCCCACCCCCGAAAAAAAAAAUUUCAAGGGGAAGUAAAGGGUUUAAAGGAAUGUGUGUUUUUACUAGGACUGUGUUAUAGUGUGGAUACUGGAAGAUGUACAGCGUUUUGAAUUGAACAAUGGAGUGCAUAAAUUAGAAACUUCUACGUGUACUGAUUUUGGAAGAUAUAUAUAUAUAUAUAUAUAUAUAUAUAUAUAUAUAUAUAAUACAUUUAUUCUGUCAGACUAAAAAAUAAAGUAUGAUCUGUAUGGUUUUUCCCUUUAAUACUAGAAAGAUAACAUAAUGCCAGGGAACAUAUUGCUAGUAUUAACAGAACAUACCAAUUACAGGGUUUCUAAUGUGUAUUUUUAAAGAAGCACACAUCUGCUUAGAUAAAAAGUUAUCACAUUAGUAAAAUUUACUGUUCAAAACUCUUCACCUAUUGUAUCACCAAAUAAAGGUUAUGCUGCUUGUUUUUCUUUUGUGCCUUUUUUUUUUUUUCCCCAGUUGAGAUGAAGCAGUUUGACUUGCUAGAUUACAACUUUGGCAGUAUAAAGUCUUUGUCCAAAUUGGUCUUCUAAAUUCAGCAAAGUGUUGACUUUGUAGAAAUUAUGUUAUUUCAUGUCUUCUACCCAUCAGAGGUAAAUUAUUUGUAUCAACUGGAGAACUGCUGUUAAAUAAUGGCCCCUCCCUUCCUAGGGACUAAGAUAGAAUUGUGAGACGCACUUCACUGGCUUGCAUGGUAUUGCUCAUCUGUCUAAUCGCUAAUGGAAUUCUUUUCACACUUAAGAAAUCCACAAAUGCUUUACAAUGAAUAAAGUGUUAAUCUGAUGACCAUAUGGCAACCAAUUACCAAUGUUGUGAAAUUCCAGACAUUAAAACCUGUUUUUGGAAAGAGAGAGGAAUUAAAUAAUAGAGUCUCAGGCUGUCAGAAAUAAGGGAUUUGGUUAAUUUUUUUAAGUUCUAGAAUGUUAAUUUUUUAUAAAAGGUAAGUUUGAAAUUUAUAUAGUGCCAUUAUUUUAAUUGACAUCUUGAAAGGAAAAAAUGGGUUCUCUUCAUGAUCAACUAUUUUUCAGUCCAGUAAAAAUUUUGAAAAGAAGCCAAAUAAACUGAAAGUUGUUCAGAUCACAUAUUAAUGGUUCAAAGAUAAAUAUACACCUCGGUGAGACAGACUGACCCUUUUACUAGCUAAACUACUUAGUGAAAGCAAUACUCUGUAGGACUGUACUUCCCUGAAGUAAGGAUGAUCUGUUUCUCAGUUUUAUGUGCAUAAUAUUUUCCUGGUGCUAGCUUUGAUAGGCAAAAUAUUUUUGCAAUGUUGGCCCCAAUAAUGAUUGUCCUAUUUAAUAAUCAUUGUCAGUCUAUGAGUUUGUAAUCCUAAAAAAAAUGUUAGAAAUAUUUCCAAGCAGUUUUUGAUCUUUAUUCUAUAUUUCUGGGCAUUUGUAAUAUGGUAUUCUACUGAUUUAUAUAUAUUUUUAUUAAAGUUUGUGUUUAGAUAAUGAUGGGGAGAGAAGUUUGGAAGUAUAUUUCUUCUAAUAAAAUAUUAAGACAGUGUUUUUGAUAUCAACCCACACCUCCUCAGUUGCUUGUUUUGAACUCUGGAAACAAUUGUGUGAACUUGCAAUCUAUUUUGAGUUACUGCUGGUUCACACUUCAAGCUGAUCAUGCCUCACAUACUUUUCCUGCAUUUUCUUUCAGUGGCAUUUGAGAAUUGGGUAACAUUUUAAGUUUUGCUUUUAUACCAUUUAAUUUUUACAAACAAGCUUCAAGUUUAAGAAAAACUAGGUGGUGUGGUCAAAAAUCAGUCUUUUUUGAUAUUUAGUAGCAGCCCGAUAAAUUAUUUCCACCUUUCUUAAAAACAACAAGCAUUUGUUCAAUAUCUGGUUGGGGUACUGGUUAGAUAGUGUAGUUACUAAAGAAUGUAACUGGAUUAGAAUUCAAACAUAAGCUUUUUAAAAUGAAUUACCUAAGAAUGUUUCCGGAAAUGCAUGCUUUAUGUUAACAAAAUACAUUUCUUCAGCAUUCCCCAUUUCUUGCUCUUUUUCAGAAAUUCACGCUAAUUUUGCAUGUGUACAGACAUAAUCACAAAUAUUUUGUGGGGUUAAAAAUUCUUCUUGUUAUUUAUAAAGAUCCAGUAUUAACUUGACCUUUGAGACCUUGGUCCCUUUAACUUGCCAGUCACAUUGAUUGGUGUUUUAGGCUGUAGACGUGCCUAGAAUUGAGGCUAAAAAGUAGUUAGUUACCCAUUAUUUUAAGGCUUCAAAAGUUGUGAUUUUUUUCUGAUAAUCAUCACAUUUUCUCCAUUCUCCUUUAAAUGGCCACAGUGUGUACUGCUUGAAUGUACCAUCCAAAAGAUGUAGCUUCAGAAACACAGUGGUUGCCCCUGAGUCCAUGAAACAUUGUUUGUAGUAUGAGGAUGGAGUGCUACCUACUGAAACAAUACUCAAUUAUGUAGUAUGUAAUAUUUUCUAAUAAAUUCUUUUGAUAAAUAAA